CUUCUGUCACUUCCGUGCCACCGCGCGUGAAGUGUAGAUCGGUGGGAGAAGGUAGUUGUUUGUUUGGGGUAUGGAAACAAGGCAUGUACUAACAUUCCUCGAUAAACAGACGCUUGGUGUGUGAGUUCUGUGUUGAUAUAAGAUACUAUUCUGCAUUCAUUGGAAUACGUCGUUAGUGUUCACUGGAAGUGUGGUAUCGUGGCGGUAGCAUCAGCAACCACAUCAGCCUUCAGCCGCGUCUGAGGCGCCUGCGUCACACGUGAUGUUGAUUCGCCCACUUCGUACAACGGCACUGGUGCGUCUGAAACACUGAUCGCUGGGCUACGACGACAAGCAUCGCAGCGUUAGACGUACAGGGAAGGCAAGAUACUUCUCAUUGAUGUCCGGUGCCAAUACAUCGCCAUGUGCCAUCCAUAAAUUGCGGACACGCUAAAGGGAGACAGGGGCCGUGAGAUAGAGGGCAUGGGCCGCGGCUGGGCUCGCAAGCUGGCGCUGUGUGCGGCCGUAUUCACCGGCCUGCUCUGGCUGCUCUACGGCGCCGUCUCGCCCUGUGCUGACGACCACUCGCCGCUCAUGGUGCCCAAGCAGAAGUACGUGGUGGGCUCGGACCGGCGCGUGUACCCGUACGACCGCGAGAUGCCGCUCAUCUUCAUCGGCGGCGUCCCCCGCUCGGGGACCACGCUCAUGAGGGCCAUGCUGGACGCACACCCCGAGGUCAGGUGCGGCCAGGAGACACGCGUGAUCCCCCGCAUCCUGCAGAUGCGCUCCCACUGGCUCAAGUCGCAGAAGGAGAGCGUCAGGCUGGAGGAAGCCGGACUCUCUAAAGAGGUGCUGGACUCGGCGAUCGCGGCGUUCUGCCUGGAGAUCAUCGCCCGGCACGGCGACCCGGCGCCGCGGCUCUGCAACAAGGACCCGCUGACGCUCAAGUCGGCCGCCUACCUGUCGGAGCUCUUCCCCAACGCCAAGUUCAUCUUCAUGCUGCGCGACGGCCGCGCCACCGUGCACUCCAUCAUCUCCAGGAAGGUGACGAUAACGGGCUUCGACCUGACGAGCUACAGGCAGUGCCUGGGCAAGUGGAACUCGGCGGUUCACGUGAUGCACGGCCAGUGCCGAGAGGUGGGGCCGUCGCGCUGCCUCAUGGUGCCGUACGAGCAGCUGGUGCUGCACCCGCGCCAGUGGAUGGCGCGCGUGCUCAAGUUCCUCGACGUGCCCUGGAACGAGUCCGUGCUGCACCACGAGGAGCUCAUCAACAAGCCGGGCGGCGUCUCCCUCUCCAAGGUGGAGCGGUCAUCCGACCAGGUGAUCAAGCCGGUGAACCUGGAGGCGCUGACCAAGUGGGUGGGCCAGAUCCCGGAGGACGUGGUGCGCGACAUGGCGGAGAUCGCGCCCAUGCUGUCGGUGCUGGGCUACGACCCGUACGCCAACCCGCCCGCCUACGGCAGCCCCGACGCCGCCGUCGCCGACAACACGAACCGCAUCCGCGCCGACGGCCGGCUCUGGGAGGACCGGGCGCGCUCGCUGCUCAGCCCGCAGCGCUCGUUCCACGCCCCCGCAGACGUGGACGACGCGGGGCCCGCCCCCGCCGGCGCCGCCUCCGAGCCGCCCCCGGCGCCCGCCGCCCCCGCGCCGGCGCCCGCGCACGCUUCGUGAUGAACGCCGGUCACUCGGCACCGGACAGCCCGGCCUACCUGUCACAGAUCUCUCAACUCGUGUGCGUUAGUGGAGAGCUCUUCCAGAAGACCGUAAUGAAGUUGUGUCGCCCCAGUUGUAGCCGUGUUCUAUACGCCACCCAUCACAUGUCUUCGGAAGUUCCCUUGAAUGUGGACGAAACGCGGGACUGUGCUCUGUGAAUGAGACGAAGCUAUCUGCUAUUUUUCUGCACGUGCCAAGAGGUGUCUUGGAGACUUCUCGUACCCGUGACACUUUGACAGUCGACAUCUUUUCGUUUAUUUGGAUUUAGUUUCGAACGUUUCGUUAUAUUUGCAAGCAUUAACUGGUUUGUUUCGUUUUGUUCAUGACUAGAAAUACUAAAAAUAGUCUCUGUAUAACAUACAUGUCACAAUUUGUUUGUUUGACUGAUUUAGUUGGUAUCUGUGUAAGCUCGUUGAAGAAAGAAUGAAAGACUUUCUUUUGUGUUGCGCCAGGCGAAGAAUAAAUUUAGCUUUAACUAUGUUGAAUACCGCAUUUUUUUUAUUUGUAAUGGACACGAAACUUCGUGUUCGAUAUGAGCAGAAUCAAAUGACAGUCUGGAGUUGUCUUUGUAAAUAAAAUAAAAAUUGUGUGUCUGUGAA
Schistocerca piceifrons (Central American locust) is the source of this 2291-nucleotide messenger RNA. Its product is annotated as protein-tyrosine sulfotransferase-like. Gene Ontology annotation, biological process: peptidyl-tyrosine sulfation. Gene Ontology annotation, cellular component: Golgi apparatus. Lineage: Eukaryota; Metazoa; Arthropoda; Insecta; Orthoptera; Acrididae. The record is from RefSeq and is a predicted model, not a curated record. Gene Ontology annotation, molecular function: protein-tyrosine sulfotransferase activity. The coding region runs from base 463 to 1650 and encodes 395 amino acids. The transcript is spliced from 11 exons.